CCCGCCCGAGGGGCGUGGCCUCCGCCGGCGACGGCCCCGCCCCCGGAGUCCGGAACCCGCGCGCUCGCUGCCGGAGGUGGCGGAGGAUCCGGUCAGCUUCUGUCCGCGUCCAUGGCCGCCGCGCUGCUCGCCCGGGCCUGCGGCCCCCUCCGCGGAGCUCUCCAUGCUCAGGCCUGGCGGAGGUUACACACCAUCUACCAGUCUGUGGAACUGCCUGAGACACACCAGAUGUUGCGGCAGACAUGCCGGGACUUUGCCGAGAAGGAGCUGUUUCCCAUUGCAGCCCAGGUGGACAAGGAACAUCUUUUUCCCGCUGCCCAGGUGAAGAAGAUGGGUGAGCUCGGGCUUCUGGCCAUGGACGUGCCCGAGGAGCUCAGUGGCGCUGGCCUGGACUACCUGGCCUACUCCAUCGCCAUGGAGGAGAUCAGCCGGGGCUGCGCCUCCACCGGAGUCAUCAUGAGUGUCAACAACUCUCUCUACUUGGGGCCCAUCAUGAAGUUCGGCUCCCCGGAGCAGAAGCGGCAGUGGGUCACGCCUUUCACCAGUGGUGACAGAAUUGGCUGCUUUGCCCUCAGCGAACCAGGGAACGGCAGUGACGCGGGAGCCGCUUCCACCAUGGCCCGGGCAGAUGGUGACUCAUGGGUCCUGAACGGCACCAAAGCCUGGAUCACCAAUUCCUGGGAGGCCUCAGCCACCGUGGUCUUUGCCAGCACCGACAGAUCCCUGCAGAACAAGGGCAUCAGUGCCUUCCUGGUCCCCAUGCCAACACCUGGACUCACGUUGGGGAAGAAGGAGGACAAGCUGGGCAUCCGGGCCUCGUCCACGGCCAACCUCAUCUUUGAGGACUGUCGCAUCCCCAAGGAGAACCUGCUGGGCGAGCCGGGGAUGGGCUUCAAGAUCGCCAUGCAAACCCUGGACAUGGGCCGCAUCGGGAUCGCCUCCCAGGCCCUGGGCAUUGCCCAGGCUGCCCUGGACUGCGCCGUGAACUAUGCUGAGAACCGCAGGGCCUUUGGGGCGCCCCUCACCAAGCUCCAGAGCAUCCAGUUCAAGCUGGCAGACAUGGCGCUGGCCCUGGAGAGUGCCCGGCUGCUGACCUGGCGUGCGGCCAUGUUGAAGGACAAUAAGAAGCCUUUCACCAAGGAGGCGGCCAUGGCCAAGGUGGCUGCAUCCGAGGCUGCGACAGCCAUCAGCCACCAGGCCAUCCAGAUCUUGGGCGGCAUGGGGUACGUGACGGAGAUGCCAGCUGAGCGGCACUAUCGGGACGCCCGCAUCACUGAGAUCUAUGAAGGCACCAGCGAGAUCCAGAGGCUGGUGAUUGCUGGGCACCUGCUCCGCAGCUACCGGAGCUGAGGCUCCGGGGGCCCAGUGCCCACCAGGCAGAGCCACGUGCCUUAACCUGGACUCCACGCAACGGGGCAGGCCGCCCUGGCCUCUGCUCUGCAGGGACUAGUGGGCGCCCUGCCUCCUCACCCCAGAUCAGGGCGUCUCAGGGAGAGGACCGGCAGGCUGCUGUGACCUCCGACUGAGGACACACCCGCCUUCAGCGUGGAUUCUGGGUUCUGACACCCCUUCUGACCGACUGUGCCUCAUUUUCUUCACCUGAGUGGCCAUGGCCUCCUUCAGGCAGGACCACGGGGAGGGCUAAAUGACACCGUGCUGUCCGUGGCCCUGCAGCUCCGCAUGAAGACUCGGGAGGAGCUGGUGACCGAGCCUUCGUAGCAGCAGUUGUGGUCUCGGGCCCUGGGGUCCCAGGCUUGGCAAGUCUGUAGGGCUGGGUUGUGGAGCCUCCUCAGGUACAGAUGAGCACAGGUGGGUGGCCUGCUGGUCACGUGUGGGAACUGACUGCCAAUAAACAUACCUGUGCCCUC
Messenger RNA from Sciurus carolinensis (gray squirrel), 1868 nucleotides. RefSeq names its product acyl-CoA dehydrogenase short chain (gene Acads). The coding region runs from base 112 to 1350 and encodes 412 amino acids. The record is from RefSeq and is a predicted model, not a curated record. Gene Ontology annotation, biological process: fatty acid beta-oxidation using acyl-CoA dehydrogenase; butyrate catabolic process. NCBI's taxonomy places the organism in Eukaryota, Metazoa, Chordata, Mammalia, Rodentia, Sciuridae. Gene Ontology annotation, molecular function: flavin adenine dinucleotide binding. Gene Ontology annotation, cellular component: mitochondrion. The transcript has 10 exons.